UUAAACAAUGGAAAUUUAUUUUCUCACAGUUCUAGAGGCUAGAAGUCCAAGAUUAAGGUCUGUAAGUUUCCUUUCUUCUCUGAGGCCUCUCCCCAUGACUUGCAGAUGGCCAUCUUCUCACUCUGUCCUCAUCUGGUCAUUCCUUUGUGUUGUCUGUGUCCUCUUCUCAAUAAAGACAACUGUUGCAUUGGAUUAGGGCCCACCCAUAUGACCUAAUUUUACCUUACUUAUCCAAACACAGUCACAUUCUGAGAUAGUGAGGAUUAGGACUUUAACAUAGGAAUUUGGAGGGGAUCCCAAUUCAGUCCGUAACAGGGGAGCACUUAUAUUUUCCCAAAAUUGAACCUGCCAACCCACAAACACAAGAUAUCCAUUUUCCAUUUAUUUUAAUAUUAUUUAAUGCCUUUAAUAGAGAAUGAUACAUUUUGCUGAGAGGCAUUAAAUAAUAUUGAACAUCAUGUUGGGUAUUCCUUUAUUUAAUGAGAUCCCCUUUUCUCCCUUUCAUACUAUGGUUUAAGUCCUAGAAGGUUGACAUUUAUGGACCCCAUUAAAGGGCUCCCUUGUCUUCUGGGCUCUGGCUGGGUUUGACCAGUGGGAAGCAUGGGAGAUCUAAAAGUAGAUAUUCAUUUCUCCACUUCUUCCCCAUGGCUGGGCUGAUGAUAAUUGGGAGCAGUUGUGUUCCUCUACUGAUUUAUUCCAGCUCUCGCCCAGAGCCUUCUGCUGCAGCCGUACCUUUUUCGAAUAAAUCAGGUUCAGAUAACUGCUCCCUUUCAGUUUCUCGUUCAGAUCUAUGGUUAGUGCCCCAUUUUCUCCUUGUUGGUUACUUUUGAUCCUGGCCACACUUCUGUAACUGAUCCCUUCAUUACAUUGCCCUCAACUUCUACAUUUCAGUGUGCCAGUUUUUUUUCUGCUGGGGAGUACACUUUGUUUUUUUAUUCCUAUGUACUUUAUAAUUCUUGAUGCUAUUUAAUAUGGCAUAUUUUAAAAUUACAUUUUUUGUUGUUGCUAAUGUAUAGAAAUGUGAUUUCAUUACACUUAAAACAACAACAACAACAACAAAACCCAGUAACCUAGCCAUCGCACCUAGCCUGGGUAACAUAGUGAGACCUCAUCUCUUAAAAAAAAAGAAAAAAACAACUUCAGUAACCUUUCUAAAUUCUCUCAUUAAUUCCAAUAAUUUGUAUUUUUUUUUUAUUUUAUUUUGAGACAUGGUCUUACCUCAUCGUCUAGGCUGAAGUGCAGUGGCAGAAAUAGGGCUUAUUGCAGCCAUGAACUUCUGGGCUCAAGCGAUCCUCCUACCUCAGUUUCCCAUGUAGCUGGGAUCACAGGAGUGUAACACCACGCCUGGCUAAUUUUUUAAUUUUUUUUAGAGCCUGGGUCUCACUUUGUUGCCCAGGCUGGUCUUGAACUCCUGGGCUGGAGUGAUCCUCCCAUCUCAGCCUCCCAAAGUACUGCGAACUGGAAUUACAGGCAUGAGCCACCACACUUUGCCUCUUUUCUUUGUAUAUAACCUCUAAAACAAUUUCUAAUCACAGAUUUACAACUUUCUUUGGAAGAUUCAUGCAUUUUUAAGUUACCUGAACAUCUAGUACGAUGCUGUAUUGAAGAGGCAGUAGCAAUCAUCUGUCUUGCACCUAAUCUCAUACAGAAUGCUUUCUGUAUUUCACCAUUAGGUGUGGGGUUUCAGAUAUUCUAUCAGGUUAAAAAAGUCCCUUCUAUUUCUAGUGUCUAAGAAUUCUUGUAAGUGAAAGAAUGCUGAAUUCUAUCAAAAACUUUUUACACAUCUUUUGAUAUGAUUUUCUUUAAUCUUUUAAUAUUGUUAAUUAUAUCAAUUACAUUAACCUGUCUUCUAAUAUUAAAUUGACCUUGAAGCCUACACAAUUGGUCAUAAUACACAAUACUCUUAGAACUCAGAAUCCAAAUGAGCAGGAAAUAAUACAUUCUUUAGAGCAAAGUAGGCACCAUAACUUACCAGUUAUAUUCUUAUCUACACACAAUGAGCAAUAAAUGAACAUGUAUCAGUAUCUGACCAGUUGUGUCGUUUUGAGUGGGUCUUUUGUUUACCUCCAUCAGUAAUGCAACCAUCUAUUUAAUCAGUAGACAGUCAUGCUGGCAUUCACUAAAUGCCAUUCACUUUUCUGGCACUACAGUAUAAAUGACGAAGCCAUAACCAUUGCCAUUAAGGAGCUCAUAAAUGUGUGAGUGGUGUGUAUGUGUGAGACAAAAGGGAGAGGCUGGCACAAAGGAGGAGUCGAACAAGAUAAAAUGAAAAACAUAUAUAGUAAGUGCUUUACCGUAAGUGAAUGAACUAAGGAAAAAGAAUGGAGACGUAUUUCAAGUUCUCACGUUGUUUGACUCGAAUCUUGUAGACGGUGUUUGCUGCAAAAAGAUGAAGAAUACAUUCACAGACAUUUAUGUUGAUUACAUAUUUACUGCUAUGUGCCAAGACGUUUUGACCUUGGGGAUAAAAUAGUAAAGAAAACACAAAAAUCUCUGUUGUAUUGGGUUUACAUUCUAUCAAUAAAGAUACAACUUGCCUAGAGAAAAGGCCUCUCCUGGUUAGGAAACAGUAUGAACAAUUAACAGCUCUGGUGGUUUCACAGAGCCACAGUGGGCUGCCUGCUGCACACAAUAUCAGAGUUCGUUUAUAUUUAAAUAUCCUUUUAAUAUUUCUAUUUUUGUCCAUGUAUUAUAAUGCACAUGUAGGUAAUUUGCAAAUUAUCACUCAUAUAUAUACAUCAUAUCAAAAGGUGUAAAAGUUUUUGAUAGAAUUCAGCAUUCAUUUGCUUAUAAAAUGAGUGCAGGCUCACUUUAUUGAUGAGAGUAUUUCACCAAAAAAAUUGGGGAUCUACGACUCUAGAGUUCUCCAAAGUCCACCAAGGAAAAAGUAACUUGAAUUUAAUCGCAUUUAAAACUAUAUAGUAUCCAAUUCUAAAACAUUAGCAACAUAGGAAAACUUACACAGCAGAAAAGAUGACUGGAGAAAUUUUUUUAUUUUUUUUUUGAGACGGAGUCUCGCUCUGUGGCCCAGGCUGGAGAGCAGUGGCGCUAUCUCGGCUCACUGCAACCUCCGCCUCCCGGGUUCACGCCAUUCUCCUGCCUCAGCCUCCCGAGUAGCUGGGACUACAGGUGCCCGCCACCACGCCCGGCUAAUUUUUUUGUAUUUUUAGUAGAGAUGGGGUUUUUAGUAGAGACAGGGUUUCACCAUGUUAGCCAGGAUGACCUCGUGAUCCGCCCUCCUCGGCCUCCCAAAGUGCUGGGAUUACAGGCGUGAGCCACCGCGCCUGGCGUUUUUUUUUUUUUUUAAAGACAUGGUUUCGCUCUGUCGCCCAGGCUGGAGUGCAGUGGCGCUCCAGCGGCCGCUUAUUGCGGCCUCGACCUCUCGGGCUCCAGUUAUCCUCCCACCUCAGCCUUCCAAGUAGGUGGGACCACAGACACCACCACGCCAAGCCCGUAUAUGGUUUCCAAAUAAGACAAAUUGCAAAAAACGUUGCCAGACAGCGUUCGCUGGUUUGGGCCGUCUCUGGGAAUGGCUCGUGUCCGUCUAGAUAUUCAGAGGCCGAGUACAGUCCUCAGUAGGGCUGCUCGGCGGGUACACAGCUGACGCUGGUCCUUGGGCUUAUGGGAGUGGGAACGACUUUCAACUCGGCCGCAGACCAGGAAGGCGUUCUGACCUGCUAGAUUUCCGGGAGAAGGACCCCAUCCCGGUGCCUAGAGCGUCUCCCUUAGCCGGCGUGGGCCAGCGCCAGUUACCUCACGACCACUGAACUGGCGCCUGCGCCUUUCUGUACUUCUCGCUCUUUCUUCAAGUCACUUCUACCCGGCGAGCCCGCCCUGCCGCCAAUCGUCAUUUCCGGCGGGUGCUCUGCGUCAUUUACGUCGUCACUUCCUGCCGAUACCGGUGUGGACGGUGUGAAUCGUGGCUGGCCCGGUUCUCCGCUUCUCCCCAUCCCCUACUUUCCUCCCUCCCUCCCUUUCCCUCCCUCGUCGACUGUUGCUUGCUGGUCGUAGACUCCCUGACCCCUCCCUCACCCCUUCCUAAUCUCGGUGCCACCGGAUUGCCCUUCUUUUCCUGUUGCCCAGCCCAGCCCUAGUGUCAGGGCGGGGGCCUGGAGGAGCCCGAGGCGCUGCAGCAGAAGAGAGAAAAGACAACGACGACCCUCAGCUCGCCAGUCCGGUCGCUAGGUUCGCCGCCGCCAUGACAAUGAGACAGACGCCGCUCACCUGCUCUGGCCACACGCGGCCCGUGGUUGAUUUGGCCUUCAGUGGCAUCACGCCUUAUGGGUAUUUCUUAAUCAGCGCUUGCAAAGAUGGUAAACCUAUGCUACGCCAGGGAGAUACAGGAGACUGGAUUGGAACAUUUUUGGGUCAUAAAGGUGCUGUUUGGGGUGCAACACUGAAUAAGGAUGCCACCAAAGCAGCUACAGCAGCUGCAGAUUUCACAGCCAAAGUGUGGGAUGCUGUCUCGGGAGAUGAAUUGAUGACCCUGGCUCAUAAACACAUUGUCAAGACUGUGGAUUUCACGCAGGAUAGUAAUUAUUUGUUAACCGGGGGACAGGAUAAACUGUUACGCAUAUAUGACUUGAACAAACCUGAAGCAGAACCUAAGGAAAUUAGUGGUCAUACUUCUGGUAUAAAAAAAGCUCUAUGGUGCAGUGAGGAUAAACAGAUUCUUUCUGCUGAUGACAAAACUGUUAGACUUUGGGAUCAUGCUACUAUGACAGAAGUGAAAUCUCUAAAUUUCAAUAUGUCUGUUAGUAGUAUGGAAUAUAUUCCUGAGGGAGAGAUUUUGGUUAUAACUUAUGGACGAUCUAUUGCUUUUCAUAGUGCAGUAAGUUUGGACCCAAUUAAAUCCUUUGAAGCUCCUGCAACCAUCAAUUCUGCAUCUCUUCAUCCUGAGAAAGAAUUUCUUGUUGCAGGUGGUGAAGAUUUUAAACUUUAUAAGUAUGAUUAUAAUAGUGGAGAAGAAUUAGAAUCCUACAAAGGACACUUCGGUCCUAUUCACUGUGUGAGAUUUAGUCCUGAUGGAGAACUCUAUGCCAGUGGUUCAGAAGAUGGAACAUUGAGACUAUGGCAAACUGUGGUAGGAAAAACAUAUGGCCUUUGGAAAUGUGUGCUUCCUGAAGAAGAUAGUGGUGAGCUGGCAAAGCCAAAGAUUGGUUUUCCAGAGACAACAGAAGAGGAGCUAGAAGAAAUUGCUUCAGAGAAUUCAGAUUGCAUCUAUCCUUCAGCUCCUGAUGUUAAGGCCUGAGUGUCAAUCAUAUGUCACAGUUAGUAUACAACUGACUAAAACAAGCAAGCAGAGAAAAGCAUCAGCCUUCCAGAGUUACUCUGCUUAAGGCAGAAACAGCAGUAAAUAAUGAGGAAAAUGAAUUAGCUCCAGUGCUGGAACAACUAACUUGGUGUUACCUGUAAGUGAAAACUCAAGUGUCAGAUGAAGGGAGGUGGAGUUAUCCUCUUAUAGUACAGUGGCCUGUUGACUUUUUAAUGAAUAUAUACAAGCCAACAUCCAAUUUCUAUUAUUACAAUUAGGGUUCUUGUAGCUGUUUAUGUUAUUAUGGAGAAGAAAACUAUAUUGGCUUAUUUUUCUGAUCUUAAAGCAGAAUGCCUUUUUUUUUUUGCUUCAGUUGUAAAGAAGAGGGAAUACACGAUAAAGUAACUGGUUUGAUUUCUCUUUCAUUGUACGCUGCUUCUGAACAUCUAAUUGUUUUUAGUUGUCUAAAUAAAAUGCCUCUAAAACAAAA
Messenger RNA from Symphalangus syndactylus (siamang), 5744 nucleotides. RefSeq names its product serine/threonine kinase receptor associated protein (gene STRAP). Gene Ontology annotation, cellular component: SMN complex. Gene Ontology annotation, biological process: spliceosomal snRNP assembly. The record is from RefSeq and is a predicted model, not a curated record. Gene Ontology annotation, molecular function: RNA binding; protein binding. NCBI's taxonomy places the organism in Eukaryota, Metazoa, Chordata, Mammalia, Primates, Hylobatidae.